Molecule: messenger RNA, 1146 nt
Organism: Indicator indicator
Lineage: Eukaryota; Metazoa; Chordata; Aves; Piciformes; Indicatoridae
Gene: PDCD2L
Product: programmed cell death 2 like
Exons: 7
Coding region: 1-1146 (381 amino acids)
Cellular component (GO): cytoplasm
Source: RefSeq, a predicted model, not a curated record
AUGGCGGCCCGGCCGCCCGUGCUGAUGGGGUUGCGCGAUGCUGCCAUGGUCGGGCCGUGCCGAGGAGGCGGGCAGGCCCCUGCCUGGGCCAUCAACAAGCUAGGCGGCUCCGCGGAUUGGGUACCCUCUGUGCGGCCGGACUGUCCGCGCUGCGGGGUGUGCGGCGGGGCGCUGGCGCAUCUGGUGCAGGUGUACUGCCCGCUGGAGGGGUCUCCCAGCCACCGCGUCGCCAACGUCUUCGCCUGCGCCGGCAAGGGCUGCUCGGGAGCACCCCAGAGCUGGAAGGUGCUGCGCUCCCAGUAUUUGCAGUCACAAGAAAAGGAAACACAAAAUUGCAGCAUAAACCAGAAACAAGCAUCAAACUGUGCUGCAAAGGAUUGGUUUGAUGAAGCAGAUGACUGGGGAGACUGUGAUGGAGCAGAAUCUCCUGCAUCUGUCUCCCUCCAGAUGCUUGGCUUAAAUGAAGCAGUGAGCAGCUCUUUGUCCAGAGAGCUAGAGUGUGCAUCCCAGUUCCAACAGCUGUGCUUGUCUGAAGCUACAGAUGGGCCCCAUUCCCUGAACACACACCCUCCAGACAGCCAGGCAAUGGUAAUGGCAACGCAGAGUUCAGCUCCUAUGUUCCAGCCCUUUUACAUUAGUGUGGUGGAUGAGGAAGACUACACGGGUUUCCCUGAUACAGAUCAUGCAGAUAAGCUAUUGAAGGAGUAUCAGCAGAGAGAGGGUGUUGAUGUGGAACAGUUGGUGUCAGAAAGUUUUGCAGGUGAAGGUGAUAGUGAAAAAUAUGAGAAGAGUGAAGUCAAAGGCAGGGACCAUACAUUCCAUAAAUUUAUGAAAAGAGUGUCUGUGUGUCCAGAACAGAUCCUAAGGUACUCUAGGGGUGGCCAGCCUUUAUUCAUAACAUGUCCUCCAGUCAACAUUGAGAAAGGUGUUCCAGCCUGCAGUACCUGUGGAGGCAGCAGAGUAUUUGAAUUUCAGCUGAUGCCAGCACUGGUCAGCAUGCUCCAGAGUGACUCAGAUCUGUCAGUGGAAUUUGGAACUGUUCUAAUUUACACAUGUGAGAGAAGCUGUUGGCCACCAAAUCAUCAAACCCCUCUUGAAGAAUUUAUUUUUGUACAAGAAGACCCAGAUCAGAGAUUAUUUAAAUAA